This is a messenger RNA of Durio zibethinus, 2260 nucleotides long. The record is from RefSeq and is a predicted model, not a curated record. NCBI's taxonomy places the organism in Eukaryota, Viridiplantae, Streptophyta, Magnoliopsida, Malvales, Malvaceae.
UUGGGGUUUGGGUUUUAACGAUGAGAUAGGAUAAUAGGGUAUAAGGCCCAAUGGGAAUUCAAAUAUGGUUUUGGAUAGGGAAAUGGAAAAUGGGAUUGAAACAAUGGAAAAGGAAAGCCCACUACUAACACAUGUCAAAUCACCUAAACGGUCACAUUGUCCCCCUCGGACCAAAGUCGGUGACAGAGAGAGGGUGUGGGACCCCACAUUCAAAAGAUUCAGUAUCCCAAUGUUUCAAUCCUACCGUUACAAAUCUUUCCCUUCCCUUCCCUUCCCUUCUUCUUCUAAACGCUCUUUUGUCUUCCUUAGUCACUAGCUCUUGUUCUUGUUCUUAUAGUCUCUCUUCUGAAACUGAUAGGGCAACUGGGCAAGGGCGAAGGUGAAGGUGAAGGUGCAAGCCAUGUCGGUGUCGACUGCCGCCACUGCCCAUUACAAGAAGCUCAUAAAGCUUACUCUCUCUCUCUUCCGCAACGGCUUCAACUCCUCUAAAUGCAAAACAGCGGCGAAGAUGGCUGUGGCAAGGAUUAAGCUAUUGAGAAACAAGAGACAGGUAGUGGUGAAGCAAAUGAGGCGUGACAUUGCCUUACUUCUUCAGUCUGGUCAAGAUGCCACAGCUCGUAUUCGGGUUGAACAUGUCAUAAGAGAACAGAAUGUUUUGGCUGCGAAUGAAUUCAUCGAGCUCUUCUGUGAGUUAGUUGUAGGCAGGCUUUCUAUCAUUGCUAAGCGAAGGGAAUGCCCUGCUGAUCUUAAAGAAGGAAUUGCUAGUUUGAUUUUUGCUGCCCCAAGGUGUGCAGAAAUUCCAGAACUAGUAGCAAUUAGAAAUAUUUUUGAGAAGAAAUAUGGAAAAGAUUUUGUUUCAGCAGCCACUGAUCUGCGGCCCAACUCUGGCGUUAAUCGCCUGCUGAUUGAGAAGCUCUCAGUAAAAACUCCUAGUGUUGAAGUAAAGUUGAAAGUCAUGAAGGAAAUAGCCAAGGAACACAACAUAGAAUGGGAUACAACUGAAUCUGAAAAGGAGCUGCUCAAGCCUCCUGAAGAGCUUAUAGAGGGACCGCCUACUUUUGCUAGUGCCAGCAGCUUACCUGUGAAACCUGCAACAAGUCAUUAUCUUGAGCCAAAAGAACCAUUGACCAGAGGAGAGGGCCCUAUGCAUUUUAAAGACACGGUCUCAGCUGCUUCAGCAGCUGAAGAAUCUGCAAAAAGAGCAAUUGCUGCUGCACAAGCUGCUGCAUAUUUGGCCAACCGUGAUGGUAAUCGAUUUAAUGAAGCUUAUGGUUGUGUUAAAAUUUUAAAUGAUUCAAGCAUCAUUACUGGAUUUGGAUACCUUUCUGGCAAUUCUGCUGGUGGAUUUGUUGUUCCAACUUAUCCUUCAGUCAAUUCUCAGCACAUGGAUCAUCAAUAUAAAGUCCCUGAGAGAAUAUAUGAAUCUAGGAGUUUUGAGAGGUCCUACUAUCCUAGUAGUGAGGAAGCAAGACCUAACAAUGUUGAAGGUGGAAACACCUGUAGGAGACACAGCUACAAUGCCCCUAUUACUUAUUCAGAUAUAAAGUUUGAUGAAUCAGAUUGUGAUGAAGAAAUAGAAACUAAAGAUGCUUCUGGCAGCAGUAAUCUUCCACCUGAUCGAUCUCCACCAUCAGUACGUCCAUGUCAUGAUAAACAGGAUUCCAUCCAUCGUGUUCACCCCAAACUGCCAGAUUAUGAUGAUCUUGCAGCUCGGUUUGAAGCUCUGAAGUAUCGCAAGUCACUGCCUUGAAAUCAGAUGCUUGUAGCCAGUUUUGUUGGGAUUCAGAUUUUAUGUUUACAUGAUAUCAUAUAUGAUAAUAAUGCGUUUAUCCUGUAUGUACUUUCCUUGAGAAAGCAACAUAGAAACAGAGGAUACAAUCGUGAAGAGCUUUAAUAUAUGACUAGUAUUAUUUUGUGUGUACUCUCUCAACAUUUUCUUUUCAUUUUCAUUUAUUUUUUUGUACUACAUAUGAAAAAAAAAAUUGGAAUACUAUAAUUUCAGCAUAAACUCUCUUUCUCUGUUUCUUCUUUUGAGUCUAAUGUUUUUCCUGAUUGAUGCAGGCUGCUGACUUGAUAUGAUACCUUGCAGGAGCUGUGCUUCCUUCAAGUUCAAGAGAGGAGCUGUAGUAUCAUUAACACCGAGUGUAUUCAUGUCUCUUAAAUGAAAAGUACUCCUUUUAGUUUCAAAAGAAAAAAGAGAGGAGCUGGUCGUCAUGAUUUAAAGUUUAAUUUAAACAUCCUGGAUUUAAUUUGUGAUUUA